CAAGUCUGCUGUUUGCUUUCCAACUUGGCCUUUUAUUAUACUUCAAGGAGAAAAGUAAAGAUGUUGAAACUGAUUCUGAUCUUAUCAACAUACCUAUACGUUUUUACUGCUGUAAAUGCAGACUAUGACCAUUGCAUUACAACGCUACUUGAACUACCGACAUGCGUUGAUAAAGCAUAUACAGAUAAAAAUAUUAGUCCGAAAGACAACGUGUGGAAAUGCUUAGAAUAUCCAAUAUGUAAAGAACGAUACAUUGAAUGUGUGGAAAAAAGAUUUGUCACAUGUGACGAUAAAGAUUUCGUACGGGAAACGAUUUCAAUGAUUGCAAACGCUUCUGUUAACCAACAAUAACUCUAAUUCUCUGCAUAUGAAUAUUUAAAACACUGUUGAUUAAUUAGACAAUAGAGUUUAUUAAUGGUAAUAAUACCCUAGUGACAGAC
Messenger RNA from Heterobilharzia americana, 440 nucleotides. NCBI's taxonomy places the organism in Eukaryota, Metazoa, Platyhelminthes, Trematoda, Strigeidida, Schistosomatidae. The record is from the annotation of a GenBank genome assembly.